Molecule: messenger RNA, 723 nt
Organism: Galendromus occidentalis (western predatory mite)
Lineage: Eukaryota; Metazoa; Arthropoda; Arachnida; Mesostigmata; Phytoseiidae
Product: transmembrane protein 163-like
Exons: 6
Coding region: 1-723 (240 amino acids)
Cellular component (GO): membrane
Source: RefSeq, a predicted model, not a curated record
AUGAGACUCACGUCGCUCGUCAAAAGCAAGCACGACGCUUCCGUGUCCUUGAACCUACCUUGUGAUCAUAUGGAAGUAAUACACCGUUCGCUAUUGAGAACCUAUAACGAUACGAAGAAGAACGCCCGGAAACUCAUCCUCGUGGUGACAAUUAUUUCGGCAGUAACUGAUGUCUGCUUAGCAUCCAUCGCUCUGGUGCUAGCUUCUGACCGCAAGAGUGCGUCGAUUUUCGCUUUUUCGCUGGAGUGCUUGCUGGAUUUCAUGUCUUCCGCCAUUGUGAUUUGGCAAUUCUCGCGCAGCACAUCGAAACGAACAGAGUACCUAGCUUGUGUCUUCCUUGGAGUUCUCUUCAUCGCAUCGGGAUUCGCAGUGUGCCUGCGGGCCGUGACCGGUAUAGUGUACCAAGAGCACCCUAUAGUCAUGCCGCUCUUGAUUCUGCUGUCGUCGUCCGCGUGCUCGAUUUGCGCAACCUUAGCCGUACUCAAGUUUUGGGUGGCAAACCACGUGACGCGACUUCACUGCGGGAUCUCGGCCAAAACUGUGGCGCUCGAUGGCGUCGGUUCCCUGCUGAGCGGUUUCUGUGCCUUGAGCCUGAUUGUCGGCACCGUUGUGUAUCGACGACGUAGAAGGCUCUGGUUUAUCGACUCAGCUCUAAGCACAUUCGCCGGCCUCAUCAUGGCUGCUAUAGGAUCCAGGGUGAUAUAUCAACAUGGGGUGCAUUAG